UAAACGCCAUGAAAACGACAAAAGCAGUACGAACAACACUAGCAGUAUCUUUCGAGAACUGACUUUACAAAAGAUGUAUAUGACUCAAAAUGUAUGCAUUAGAGUUUUUUUUUUUUUUUUUUUUUACAUUCUACCUGACCAUGGCAUACCAAACUUCAAAUUCACCCUAUGUCCUCGGUACAGGCUUUUCUCUUCCUAGCAAUAUCCAGGACAUCUGCAAAAGGCACUUCAAUGUUAUACCAAAGCAGGGUCAGCUGGACGUAGUUUCGAGGAUUGGAGAAGGCAAGGACACUAUCCUUAUUGCAGGCUGUGGAUGGGGAAAGUAUCUUGUUGGAACAGGAAUCCCUAUCGAGUAUUUUGGACUGGACUCCCCUCAAUGAGAACUUUCCUUCUGAGGUAAUGGGUGUUUUGCGUCAGUUCUUUUGGAAUA
Lobosporangium transversale is the source of this 430-nucleotide messenger RNA. RefSeq lists its product as hypothetical. Lineage: Eukaryota; Fungi; Mortierellomycota; Mortierellomycetes; Mortierellales; Mortierellaceae. The transcript has a single exon. The coding region runs from base 90 to 380 and encodes 96 amino acids. The record is from RefSeq and is a predicted model, not a curated record.